Molecule: messenger RNA, 1359 nt
Organism: Prorocentrum cordatum
Lineage: Eukaryota; Dinophyceae; Prorocentrales; Prorocentraceae
Source: the annotation of a GenBank genome assembly
AUGCGCGAGUGGGCAGGGAUCGAGGCGAACCUCGGCAAGUGCCGCAUGUGGAACCGGGGAGCACCGCGGCUCAUGGUACUUGGCACGCCCCUGGGCACCGCGGCGUUCGCGGCCCGGCUGACGCAGCAGAGGACGGACGAGGAGCGCAGCUUCCUACAAGAACUCCCCAACCUGCCAGACCUUCAGUGCGCUUGGGCGCUCCUGCUGUACUGCGCGGAGGCGCUACACGACCUCCUCGACUUCGACCCCGCGCCAGCUGAAGCAGAGAGGCUCUCCCGAGUGAGCUCGCUGCCGCUCGGCCUCGGAGGCCUUGGACUCAGGUCAGCCGCGCGCACGGCCGAGUGCGCGUAUUGGCCGUCUUGGGCGGACGCGCUCCCCAUGUUGCGACAAAGAAACCCUACAGCAGCAACGGAGCUCACCGCCGCCCUCCGCGCCGGGACAGGCGCCGCAGCCUCGUGCCUCCAGGAAGCUGAGCGCGCGAGGGCUCCCGCCGCCCGCGACGGCUUUGCGACGUGCCCAACUUGGCAGGAGGUCUGGGACGGCGCGCGCCCUGAACAGACAGAGCCAGAGCCGGGCGAGUGGAAGCACGGAUGGCAGUACCACGCCUCGGCAGCCCGAGAGCGGCGCUACAGGGAGGAGGUCGUUCUCCCGAGCCUCACGGACGACCAGCAGUGGAUGCUCGACUCGCAGGGAGGCCGCUGCGGCGGACGGCACCUGGCCCUGAUCCCCUCGACGCCAGAAAGCACGUUCACGCCAGAGCGCCUCCGGGCACUGCUCCAGAGACGGCUCCGCUUACCGCUGGACGCCACGGCAAGCAGGUGCAACGGGCGCUCCUGCCAGGCCCACUUGGGCGAGAGAGGCGACCACAGAGCAGCUUGCCCCCGCAGCGGACGCCUGCUGAAGCGCGGCGAUCCCAUCGAGCGGAUGUGGGCCUGGUUGUGCCGGGAGGCAGGAGGCCGUGUCCGCACCGACGUGCUCCUGCGCGACAUGAACCUCCCGGGCAUUGCCGCCAACGACGGGCGCCGCAUCGAGGUGGUGGCCAACGGCCUCCCUGCCUACCACGGCAGGCAGCUCGCCAUCGACGCCUGCAUCGUGUCCCCGCUGAGGGCCACGGGCAGGCCGAUUGCGCGGAGGCUCCGCCCAGGACUCGCGCUGAAACGGGCGAGGCGCCGCAAGCAAACGACUUACCCUGAGCUGGUGGGCUCGCGGCGGGGCGACCUGCUCGUAGCCCGAGCAGAGACGGGCGGCCGCUGGGACGAGGAGGCGUACGAGCUCUUCGUUACCCUGGCCCGCGCCCGGGCGAGGAGCGCGCCGGCGGCGCUGCGAGGAUCGCUUGCGACCGCGCUGCUGCACAUUUUU